Chlorocebus sabaeus (green monkey) is the source of this 2588-nucleotide messenger RNA. The record is from RefSeq and is a predicted model, not a curated record. Lineage: Eukaryota; Metazoa; Chordata; Mammalia; Primates; Cercopithecidae.
AUGCGCUCAUUUCUGGUGUCGGCAAGUUCCAGCACCACAUGCUGCGAAUCUACCCCACGCUCAGUCUCAGAUGUAGCAUCAGGCUCCACCCCAGCGCCCGCUCUCUGCUGUGCACCCUACGAUAGUCGACUGCUGGGCAGUGCACGACCAGAGCUGGGCACCACCUUGGGCAUCUAUGGAGCCCCCUACACGGCCGCUGCAGCUGCCCAGAGCUACCCUGGCUACCUGCCCUAUAGCCCGGAGCCCCCCGCACUGUAUGGGGCACUGAAUCCACAGUAUGAAUUUAAGGAGGCUGCAGGGAGUUUUACACCCAGCCUGGCACAACCAGGAGCCUAUUAUCCCUAUGAGCGGACUCUGGGGCAGUACCAAUAUGAACGGUAUGGCGCAGUGGAAUUGAGUGGCGCUGGUCGCCGAAAGAACGCCACCCGGGAGACCACCAGCACACUCAAGGCCUGGCUUAAUGAGCACCGCAAAAACCCCUACCCCACUAAGGGUGAGAAGAUCAUGCUGGCCAUCAUCACCAAGAUGACCCUCACCCAGGUGUCCACCUGGUUUGCCAACGCACGCCGGCGCCUCAAGAAAGAGAACAAAAUGACAUGGGCACCCAAGAACAAAGGUGGGGAGGAGAGGAAGGCAGAGGGAGGAGAGGAGGACUCGCUAGGCUGCCUAAAUGCUGACACCAAAGGUACUGAAAACAUUCACCACUCCACCUUAAGGGUUUUACAAGCCCUCAAGCAGUUUGGUCUUUCAAAAGCUGCCCUGUAGGGUAGAUUUUCUGGAAGGUCCUCAGACUUACCCUUGCACCUCCUUGCGUGUCUCAGAGCAUUAGCCUGUGCACUGCCUUCUACCUGUAAAUCUCUACACAACCGGCUUCUUCUUGACAUCAAAGUGUUACCUCCUAAAGUUCUUCCUGACUCAUCCAAGCCAAAAUAGCUUCCCAGUUAUUUUCUGUUCUGCCAGCCUGUUUGGAUUUCCUUUGCCAUACUUGUCACUGUGAGAAAGUUUACAUAGCCAACUACCCUCUCUAGGAUGCCAGCUCCAGCAGAAGCCUCACUCACUGCCAUAUGCCUUACACACCUAAUACCUAAAUGAUGGCAGCCAGAUAGUUGGCGCUCAGUAAAUAUUUGCUGAAUUAAAUGAUAUAACAGCAGUCACUUGUAAAUAUUGAAAUGGAGGAAAAACUGCCCCCUGGUUUUUCACAAUUGAGAAACUGAGAUCCAGAACUCAGGCAGCAUCAUGUGGCAUUUCCUUGGCUUGGCACGGCUCGCGAGAGGAGGAGUCCGCUAAAGGGUGGGGGCAGGGCUGGGGCAGGAAUUCUUUCCCAGGGACAGGCGGCCAACAACCCUGGGGCAAAUGCAAGGGGUGGUACGGCAGGUCUGGUGAAUGACACCGCGGAUGCCCGCGGAUGCCCUGAAUGCAGGGCGCUUCUUGCUAAAAGCUUCUCAGGGAUGGGCAUUCCUCCGAUUUCCCUUGGGCCCUGGGGCUUUUCUCACUCGGUCUUGAUUUCCUGCAGAAGUUACUGCUAGCCAGGAGGCCCGGGGGCUCCGGCUGAGUGACCUAGAAGACCUGGAGGAAGAGGAGGAGGAGGAGGAGGAAGCUGAAGACGAGGAGGUAGUGGCCACAGCUGCAGACAGGCUGACGGAGUUCCGAAAGGGCGCGCAGUCGCUGCCUGGGCCCUGCGCUGCAGCUCGAGAGGGCCGAUUGGAGCGCAGGGAAUGCGGCCUGGCCGCGCCCCGCUUCUCCUUCAGUGAGCCUUCCGGAUCGGAAGAAGCUGACUUCCUCGCGGCGGAGACAGGCGGCCCUAGGUUGACCAUGCACUACCCAUGCGUGGAGAAACCGCGCAUCUGGUCUCUGGCGCACACCGCGGCAGCCAACGCUGUCGAAGGUGCACCCCCAACCCGGCCUAGGCCACGAAGUCCUGAGUGCCAUAUGAUUCCCGGACAGCCUCCUGCCUCUGCCCGGCGACUCUCAGUCCCCAGAGACUCCGCGUGCGACGAGUCUUCCUGCAUAGCCAAAGCCUUUGGAAACCCCAGGUUUGCCCUGCAGGGACUACCGCUGAACUGUGCGCCGUGCCCGCGGAGGAGCGAGCCUGUAGUGCAGUGCCAGUACCCGUCUGGAGCAGAAGCAGGUUAGCGCAACGGCUGCGUUUUGCGAAAGAAUCUUGGAAAUGGGCCCCACGUUUCGAAUUCAUCUCCAGGUUAAGAAGCUGCCAGACCUUGCCAGGGACCAGGAGCUCUCAUUUUGCCUAAGAGACAGACACACAGAAACCCUCCUAACAGCUGUCCUUGCACGCAGAGCUGGGUUGGUGGGCAGAAUUGUACCUUAGCCGACCCCACGGAGGAGGUGGCAGGGCACCUUGGGGAAGGCCGAGUGGGAGGCUGGGCGAGUCUGCCCCACCCAACGACUCUACCAAGUCUCUUCCUUCUCUGGAUUCAACAAGGCUUCCUCUCCUGCUCACCCCUGUCUCUCAUCUCCACCACGCCCCCUCACUUUAUAACUUCAUCACAGACCCGGCUACUAAGGACCCUGUGCGUCUUCUCCCCCUCCCAACCCCUUGUGUCCUUAAAAAUAAUCAGUCCGAACCCAUG